ACCUGGGGUGUUGUGUGUGUGUGGUGUGUGUUUUAAGCGGCUCCGGCGCGGGACUCUAGAGAACCAAACCCAACAUGAAGGGCGCCGAAGGCAUCGAAAACCCGGCGUUCGUCCCCUCCAGCCCGGACACCCCGCGUCGCUCGUCCUCAUCGCCCUCUCAGGUGCAGGUUUCUGGCGUGACCCCCGACGGCCUCAGAGAAGAUCCGGAUUCGCAGGCACAGGAGGACAAGUCCCCCCAGGAAUCGUCGGGGCCGCCGCCAGGCGCGCCCCCGGCCUCGGCGGCAGAGCCUCCUGGGUCCCCGUCGCUGUCCGAGUUUGAGGAGGGGCCGUGCGGCUGGGGAAACUUCCACCCGCGCUUUCUCCAGCGCUGCAACACGCCGCGGGGCUUCCUCCUGCACUACUGCCUGUUGGCCCUCACGCAAGGUAUCGUAGUCAAUGGCCUCGUUAAUAUCAGCAUCUCCACGAUUGAGAAGCGCUAUGAGAUGAAGAGCUCUCUGACUGGCCUAAUAUCAUCCAGCUACGAUAUCUCGUUCUGCGUGCUGUCCGUGUUUGUCUCGUUCUUUGGGGAGAGGGGACACAAGCCCAGGUGGCUGGCCUUCGCCUCCUUUAUGAUAGGACUGGGAGCACUCGUAUUUUCCUUGCCACAGUUUUUCAGCGGACAGUAUCAUUUGGGAUCCAUUUUUAAAGACACUUGUUUAACAGCACGGAACAGCACCAGCUGUACCUCCUCAGCGUCCUCGCUCUCUAACUAUCUGUAUGUCUUCAUCCUGGGACAAUUGUUGCUGGGCAUGGGCGGCACCCCUCUCUACACCCUGGGGACAGCCUUCAUCGAUGACUCAGCGCCCACGCACACGGCUUCUCUCUACAUCGGAAUUGGCUAUUCCAUGUCGAUCCUAGGCCCUGCCAUAGGCUACGUGCUGGGAGGACAGCUGCUCACCCUGUACAUUGAUGCUGCGUUGGGACAAAGCAUUGAUGUCACCGAGGAUGAUCCGCGGUGGCUCGGGGCUUGGUGGAUUGGAUUCCUCAUCUGCUGGUUCUUUGCCUGGUCUUUGAUAAUUCCCUUCUCGUGUUUCCCAAAACAUCUGCCAGGUACAGCAAAAAUCCAAGAUGCCAAAGUUUCCCAGACUCAUCAGACUAAGAGCAGCUCAACACAGUACACAGAUGAGAAUUUUGGAAAAAGUUUUAAAGAUUUCCCAGCUGCCCUAAAGAAUUUGAUGAGGAAUACUGUCUUUAUGUGUUUAGUUCUAUCAACUUCUUCAGAAGCCUUAGUUACCACUGGAUUUGCCACAUUUUUACCCAAAUUUAUUGAAAAUCAAUUUGGAUUGACAUCCAGCUUUGCUGCUACCCUUGGAGGUGCCAUUUUAAUUCCUGGAGCUGCUCUUGGUCAGAUUUUAGGUGGGGUCAUUGUCUCAAAAUUCAAAAUGACAUGUAAGAAUACAAUGAAGUUUGCCUUGGCCACGUCUGGAGUGGCACUUGUGCUCAGUUUCGUGUUUGUUUAUGCCAAAUGUGAAAAUCAGCCGUUUGCUGGUGUGUCUGAAACAUAUAAUGGGACUGGAGAGCUGGGGAACUUGACCGCCCCUUGCAAUGCCGACUGCAACUGUCUGCGAUCAUACUAUUAUCCUGUCUGUGGAGAGGAUGGGGUCCAGUAUUUCUCUCCCUGCUUUGCAGGUUGUGUGAACGCCAUUUCAAAAUCGAAAUCAAAGGUAUAUCAUAAUUGCUCCUGUAUCCAAAGGCAACCAGAAGUAACUUCAGAUUCAGAAGGCCUUAGCUCUGAGGCAAAAGCUGGGAAGUGUCAAAGCCAGUGUGCAAACUUGACCGUAUUCCUGGGUGUUUUCUUCAUGACAAUUGUCUUCACAUUUAUGGCUGGUACGCCGAUAACUGUAUCCAUCCUGAGGUGUGUUAAUCAAAGGCAGCGCUCACUAGCAUUGGGAAUACAGUUUAUGUUGCUUCGAUUAUUGGGCACAAUUCCUGGACCAAUUAUAUUUGGUACGACAAUAGACAGCACAUGUAUUCUCUGGGAUAUUAAUGAGUGUGGCAUUAAAGGAGCUUGCUGGAUCUAUGAUAACAUCAAGAUGGCCCACAUGCUAGUCGCCAUAAGUGUGACUUGCAAAAUCAUCACCAUGUUCUUCAAUGGACUCGCCGUCUUUCUGUACAAGCCACCACCAGCAGGCGCGGAUGUGCUGUUUCAGAAUCAGAGCACCGUGGUGACCACUGUUGUGGCGGAGCGUGACGGCAAAGCAGAGAAUGAAGGGUGACACCACGUGAGAGCCGUGUAAGGCGGGAAAAUUGAUCUCCCCCGCAGCACUGCCAGCAUUAUGUACUCAGAGUGGACAGAUAUACCUACAAAUUCAUUGACGUGUUUUGUGUGUCUGUGGGAGUCACUUUUGUUUUUAAUGCAAGGGAUAACCUAGUGCCUUCAAAGCCCACUAAAGACUCGAAACACACACACACACACACACACACACACACACACACACACACACACACACCCCUUCCUUGAUUCCCUUGAGUUACCAGUGUAUCCCACAAUGGUUAACAAAACAGCCAAUCAUCAGUUACAAGUUACUUAACUGAUGCCUUUGUUCAGUUUACAACUUGUUUUAAUUUUUGUUGUCAAGAGUUUGGAUGUAUUUAGAAAAUCUAUGAGACCAGAAUUUUAAUCAGGUUUGUGUGAUUUCUAAGAAUUAUUAAAGACCCAUGGAUUUAAAUCCAGUUUUAUAAUCCAUGGGUCUUAAAAAAGAAAAAAGCUCAUGGAAAUGAUUACUAUGGAUAAAGUGUGCAUGGGCUUCCAAAUAUUUUUGCACCAAAAUAAAUGUCUUUUAACUUUGGUUUCUAUCAACUCUUUGAAGUUCAAACCUUUAUUUGUCACUGCAAAUUUUUGAACUAUUAAAUUUAUGUUAAUUGUCUUUUGUUCUGGUCUAUAAUGAAUAAUCAACUUUUCACAUACAGCCUUUCACUUUAUCUCAAGUAUUUCAAGAGGUAAUUUAUUGAUCUUGCUAAUUUUUAAUAUUUAACACCUAUUCUAUGGUAGUAUUAUUCAAUUAUGUAUAUUCCAGUGAAAUCAACAAUAAAAAAAAACAGUGCCAAUUAGACAUGGAAAGAUUUCUUUCAUGAGCCGUUGUUCUACAUUUAUAUACACUCAGCACUUUAAUUUUUUGUGUUAGAAAACUGUUACUUAGUGCAUUCUUCAUAGUCCCUAAAAUAAGAUUUUGACUUACUCAUGCAGUGUGUGUGUUAUGAUUUGAUGAAAAAAUUAAACCCUAUUCCUUAAUGGAAGCUUCAGAUAUUUCACAAAGCUGAAAACACUGUUGCGUUCCUCUCUGUUAAUUCAGGCCAGAAAAGCAGAGAGGAAGCAAGUCAGUGAAUACCAACACAAGUAACUUCUACCCACAUUUAGAAUUUUCCCAAUUUUUGUUAACAUUCAGACUCAGAGAUGACUGCAUUUGGUAAGUGUUGCUUAAUGGUGAGAUGUCAGGUUGCUCCUGGGCUAGUUUUAAGUGGUACUUUAGAUGCAGUGAAACCAGAACACAAACUGAGAGUGAAGAUGUGGUGGGUGACCAGCCUUCGAAGUGCUAAAGAGCUGCAGAAUUUAAGCAAUCACUCAGGGGAUGAUCCUUGACCGAUGAAGGGUCAAGGAUCCUAGUUGCACUUGUAAACUGAAAUUUGAGGGGAUGGGAUGAAUUGGGAGCUCGUCAAGGUAGCACAUUUUUAUAUUAGAAGAUAGAAACAACUUAGAAAUGAAAGAGGCUGGCCUGCUUUCGUCACACAGAAGCAUCGAACAGCAACAGCAUGCAGGGGGUGGGGGGGUGUACAAUGAAAGUGGGAAGAAAGGAAUUCAACCAAAGGAUAGACGGGAAUAUAGAUACAUGACACCUGGAUUGAGAGCCUCCUCCUCACCCCGCUGGGCACAUUUUCAAUGCUUCUUCCUCGUGGUGGAAGUGGCUGUUUUUCUGUUCUGGACAUGGCAGAAGGGAAUUAAAUGGAGGAAUCUCAUGUCUGUUGGUUAAUGGCCAAUCCAAAGGAAUGCACUGAUGGAAGGCUUGUCGCCCUUUGUUGCAAGUGAGGACACAGAAGAGCAAAACAGUCCGUACACAGACAUGAUGCAGUGAACAGGGUACUACAAGGUUGAUCUUCAUAGUUUCUCAGUUAUCAGCAGCUGUCCUGUAUGCUCAGCUCUAUGAUACAGGGUUUUCUGUUUGUUUUUACGAAUUUUUAAGUGACAAUGGUUUAGGGGAACCACUGGUUUAAGGAAACCAAUGAUUUCUGCACUCAGGAGCCAGGCUCUGUGGUUUAUGAUCUGUAUAUUCUGAAAAAAUACCUCUUUUUACAGGGAAUAUAGACACUACUGUAAUUUGUAAUCAUUGGUUUUACUUCUGGAUACAUGUUUUUCACAAUUUAUAAUGAUCUUAAAACUUGAACUUAUUUGUUGAUCUAAUUGUGAUUUUGUAUGUAAUUCAAUGUCAUAAACUUUUACUGUUUGUUUAUUGCAUUGUUGAAAAUACACAUGUGAAACCAAACAUGGGAAUGAUUGUAUAUGAUUGUUUACUAUGUAAUGGAAGGGAAACCAGAAAGAUCUAAAUGUAUUUGUUUUCAUGCUUUUCUGUUACAAACAAAUAUGCAUACAUAUUUACAUAUAUUUUAUUACAUCAGAAUGUUUAUAUUAGGAUAUUUUAAGUGUUGGACCUUAUUAAAUGACAUAGAUUUUGAAAUUCAGCUUCUCCCUGUGGAUAUAAGCAUUAUCUUGGGAUGGCAAAGGGAGGGUACUUCUCUACUUGGUGACUAUAAUUUCCAAACAAGAACAUCUGGCUUUCUGAGAAAAUAAAUAAAUAAAAAACAAAACUUGUAAAA
Ochotona curzoniae (black-lipped pika) is the source of this 4848-nucleotide messenger RNA. It is a transcript of the gene SLCO4C1, whose product is annotated as solute carrier organic anion transporter family member 4C1. Gene Ontology annotation, molecular function: protein binding. The coding region runs from base 75 to 2255 and encodes 726 amino acids. Gene Ontology annotation, cellular component: membrane. Lineage: Eukaryota; Metazoa; Chordata; Mammalia; Lagomorpha; Ochotonidae. Gene Ontology annotation, biological process: transmembrane transport; sodium-independent organic anion transport. The transcript is spliced from 13 exons. The record is from RefSeq and is a predicted model, not a curated record.